This is a messenger RNA of Phragmites australis (common reed), 2148 nucleotides long. Its product is annotated as transcription factor TGA2.3. The record is from RefSeq and is a predicted model, not a curated record. Gene Ontology annotation, molecular function: sequence-specific DNA binding; DNA-binding transcription factor activity. Lineage: Eukaryota; Viridiplantae; Streptophyta; Magnoliopsida; Poales; Poaceae. The transcript has 9 exons. Bases 787 to 1782 code for a protein of 331 amino acids. Gene Ontology annotation, biological process: regulation of DNA-templated transcription; DNA-templated transcription.
UUUCUCCCCUGGUUUGCGCGAUGAGUUCUGUGUGAUAGCUUGCGGCGAGCUUGAGCUGUGCUGUUCUCGCUCCUGGGUCGCGCUUACCGUGUUGGCUUUUUGGGCUCGGCUCUGGUUCCGCGGUAGCUCCCGAUAGGACGAAAAAACAAACGGUUGCUAGCCUACUAGGCGAUCUGAACUCGCGAUGAUUGGAAAUGAUGAAUGAUCUUGCUGCGUGAUAUUCAUAGUGUCAAAAUCUACUGUUUUUGAAUUUCUCAGGAGAUGCAUCUAUUUGUCCUGCAUUAAAAAAAACAGGGCUCUGCCUUAUGGUUCUUAGGUUUUAUUUGAAGCAGAGCAAUUCAUAUUCAAAUUUGACCCUAAGUUUUUUGCAUCCUUUGUAUCUUCCCUGUUUACUUAUAUAUCCAUGGAGCAGCCUUUAUGUACGCACAAUCAAAUUGUGAAUUCUCCGAAUGCUAGGUAUUCUUUUUCUGUUACUGAUGUUUGGCAUAUUUCACUCUGGACUCCUGCAGUCCCGUAGGAUCCAUGGUUGAUUUGUUCCUUUGUAAAAACGAUAAACCAAACUGUAUGUAUGUUUAUAAGGUGUUAGGAGGUAGAAGCAUGAUUCUUUUGGUUUCACAAUCAUCACCAAUUGAAAUGUUAUUAUGUUCAUUUAUUGGUGGCAACUGCCCAACUACACAAAUGAGUUCGUGAGGCCUGCAAAGGAGUCAUGAAUAUGCAUGUCAGGCAGUAACAAAUUGACUUAGCCUCCCUCUCUGGAGGCCACAUUUUAAGAAUUGUGGGUAGCCUAUGAUGGCAGAUGGCAGCCCCAGAACAGAUACAUCAACAGAUGAUACUGACGAUAACCAUGGGCUUGAACCAGGCCAGGGUGCUCUUGUUGCUGUUUCAGACUCCAGUGACAGAUCCAAGGAUAAACAUGAAGAUCAUAAGACACUGCGGCGGCUUGCUCAAAAUCGCGAGGCUGCAAGAAAGAGUCGUUUGAGGAAAAAGGCAUAUGUUCAACAGUUGGAGAACAGCAGGCUAAAACUUACCCAACUAGAGCAGGAGUUGCAACGAGCCCGUCAACAGGGCAUUUUUAUAUCUGGCUCAGUUGAUCAGUCACACUCCAAGAGUGGAAAUGGGGCAUUGGCUUUUGACAUGGAGUACGCUCGGUGGUUGGAAGAACACAAUCGGCAAAUUAGUGAGCUAAGGGCUGGAGUUAGUGCCCAUGCCAGUGAUAAUGAUCUCCAUAGUGUUGUUGAAAAGAUCAUGUCACACUACAAUGAGAUUUUCAGGCUGAAAGGAAAUGCAGCCAAGGCAGAUGUCUUUCAUGUCUUAUCGGGCAUGUGGAAGACACCAGCGGAAAGGUGUUUCUUGUGGCUGGGAGGUUUCCGACCAUCUGAGGUUUUAAAGCUUCUUUCGACACAGCUUGAACCUCUCGCUGAGCAACAGCUGUCAGGGAUAGGCAACCUUCAGCAGUCUUCACAGCAGGCUGAGGAUGCUCUUUCACAAGGAAUGGAAGCCCUUCAGCAGUCCUUGGCAGAAACCUUGGCUGGGUCACUUUCCUCUUCUGGAUCAACAGGAAAUGUGGCAAACUACAUGGGUCAAAUGGCCAUGGCCAUGGGAAAGCUUGGAACUCUUGAAAAUUUCCUUCGUCAGGCUGACAACCUGCGGCUGCAGACCCUACAACAGUUGCAAAGGAUCCUGACCACUAGGCAGGCUGCUCGGGCUUUUCUUGUGAUAAGUGAUUACUCUUCACGACUCCGUGCCCUGAGUUCUCUCUGGCUUGCCCGACCGAAGGAAUAGCGAGCACAUGUGAUUUGACUGCAAUACUUUUCACAGUUUGGGAUCCGAUGGUUAUCUUAUCAGGAAGGUUUGACAGGACUGCAACAGACUUGAUUCGGAGAUAUCUGCACAUACUACAAUCGAAAGGGUUGCUGUGUUGAUGUAGCUUAGCCAUAUAGUUAAGUGCGUUAGUUCCUGGUUCAUGUUGUAUUAUCUAGUGCUGUAAUAUUGUUGUUUCCUUCUGUUCUUCAUUACCCAUGGGUCUUUAUGCUCCUGAUUUGCAGAGAAUCAUUGGAAUGCACAUUGACAUCGAUCAAUUCUCCUGAGAACAUUUGACAUGUUGUAAAAAACUAUCCAGCAAUAAUCCAACCAACGAUAUAUGACCAA